AUGGGCACCAGGAUGAGGUCUGGCUGGAUCAAAGGAUUACUUCUUGCCCUUUCUGUGGCUGCAGCUGUUUUAUACCUCAGCUCCAUUAAGCGUGAGGUCCAUACCCAUUCAGAGAGACUCCAGCUUGCCCACCAUAAUGACUCCAUCAGAGGCCAGGGAAUGCUCACGAGGAUGGAAAAGAUGGAAGCAGACAUCAACAGGCUACUAAAUCUGAUGAAUAAACUUGAAAAGAGGGAACCGAUAGCACAGAAGAAUGUAGAGGUGAAGAAGGAGAGCAAGGUGGUGAGGAAACUGUACCCCAACUCAGCACUGUUCAGGAAAUGGGGCAAUGAGCUGUCAGAGGAGGAGCAGAAGGAGGCCCAGAACGUAUAUGAGAAAUACGGCUACAAUGCCUUCCUCAGUGACAGACUCCCCCUCAACAGAGAGAUCCCUGACACCAGACCUACAAGGUGUGCUGAGAGAAAGUACCCAAAGGAUCUGCCUACCAUCUCCGUUGUGUUAAUCUACCUCAAUGAGGCUCUUUCCAUCAUCAAAAGAGCCAUCCGAAGCAUCAUCGACAAGACACCAGCUCAUCUGCUGAAAGAAAUCAUACUGGUGGAUGAUAGCAGCAGCAACGAGGAUUUAAUGGAGAAACUGGAUGAAUACAUCAACUCAAUCCACGAGGAGCGUCCGGGCCUAGUGAAAAAAGUCCGGCACUCCAAGCAACUCGGCCUAACUCAGGCCAGACUGUCAGGUUGGAGGACUGCUGUUGGUGAUGUGAUAGCCAUCCUGGAUGCUCACAUUGAAGUCCAUUUGCAAUGGGCAGAGCCGUUGUUAGCUCGCAUCAAAGAGGACCGGACUGUGAUAUUGACACCAGUGUUCGACAGAGUCAACUUUGAUGACUUGGUGGUCACUCCCUAUAUACCUGCAGCUGAUGCCUUUGACUGGGCUCUGUGGUGCAUGUACGAGUCCUUCAGACCUGAGUGGUAUGCUCUAAAGGAUGAUUCACAGCCUGGCAAGAGCCCCUCCAUCAUGGGGAUACUUGUAGCUGAUCGUAAGUUCUUUGGAGAGAUCGGAAGCCUUGACGGUGGAAUGAAAAUAUAUGGUGGUGAAAAUGUGGAACUUGGCAUCCGGGUAUGGCUAUGUGGAGGAAGCAUAGAAGUUAUACCUUGCUCUAAAAUUGCUCACAUUGAACGAGACAGGAAGCCUUACCUGCCUGACCUGAGUGAAAUGAUGAGGCGCAAUGCACUGAGGGUGGCAGAAGUGUGGCUGGAUGAAUACAAAUACAACGUCAACAUUGCCUGGAACAUUCCACUAGAGAAUCAUGGUAUAGACAUUGGGGAUGUGUCAGAGAGAAAGAAGAUAAGAGAGAAGCUGAAUUGCAAGCCCUUCAAGUGGUAUCUGGAUAACGUGUACCCCAUGCUGGACCCUCUGGUUGACCUGCUUGGUUAUGGAGUACUGAUAAAUGAUCUGAAAAAAGAUCUCUGUAUUGACCAAGGCCCGAUGCCCGGGAACACACCCAUUUUAUACGGAUGCCACUACUACUCACCCCAGAACUGUUAUUAUCGCACCAAUGGACAAAUCUACAUCGGUGGAAUCAAAUCUCACAAGUACAACAGCAACCGAUGUCUGGUGGACCUUGGCACAGGACUCGUCCCGGGCCUAUACGAUUGCAAAGUAGCCGAGCAGAAGAAGUUCCACAUGCUGUGGGAUUUUAGACAGGGCACAUCUAUCCAGAACAGAGAAACAAAGAGAUGUCUGGAAAUUGUGCUUGGCAGUGAGGGCUAUUACCAACUUGUUGUCCGGGACUGCAGUGGUCAGAGCUGGAAGAUACAACAUCUUAUCAAAGGACACAGUGAAGUGGACAAGAUCCAGGAGAAAAAAAUAUAA
Molecule: messenger RNA, 1869 nt
Organism: Scomber japonicus (chub mackerel)
Lineage: Eukaryota; Metazoa; Chordata; Actinopteri; Scombriformes; Scombridae
Product: probable polypeptide N-acetylgalactosaminyltransferase 8
Exons: 11
Coding region: 1-1869 (622 amino acids)
Cellular component (GO): Golgi apparatus
Source: RefSeq, a predicted model, not a curated record